Fonsecaea monophora is the source of this 2052-nucleotide messenger RNA. RefSeq lists its product as hypothetical. Lineage: Eukaryota; Fungi; Ascomycota; Eurotiomycetes; Chaetothyriales; Herpotrichiellaceae. Gene Ontology annotation, cellular component: nucleus. Gene Ontology annotation, molecular function: zinc ion binding; DNA binding. Bases 1 to 2052 code for a protein of 683 amino acids. Gene Ontology annotation, biological process: DNA-templated transcription. The transcript has 2 exons. The record is from RefSeq and is a predicted model, not a curated record.
AUGACCAGUCGCUCUCAAAAAGCCGCCGAGGAACCGUAUGUCGAAGCAUUUUCCAAGGCGCCUGGUUUCGUUGUGCAAGAAUAUCACUCUACGAAGGAAGAGACAUGGAGCCCUGAUCUUGCAUGUUUCGGCUAUUCCAACGUCAACGUGCAUAACUCGCUGGGCAUUGUCAAGAAACUAGAGGACCUAGAGCUGGGCAGCAGUCCUCGACCGUCGCAGAAGCAGAAAAAUGUGACGCUGUGCCAGGCGGCCUACGAGAUCUACAAGUCUGUGCUGAAGCUCCUGCCAUGUUCAGCUUGUGUGAGAGACCUGGUCAAUGUCUUCUUCGACGAGGUAAACUGGCAGUAUACCAUCCUAGAUAGAAACCAUUUCACGACCAAACUGGAGGAUUACUACCAUCAUCACACCUCGCCCCUUUAUCAGGCAGAAGGCACAUUUCCCUCGGAAAGGCUGGUGUUUUCAGCUCUCCUCUUUCAGGUCCUGGUGUGCGCCUUACAGUUCCUCCCGGCUGGCCACUCUGAGAACCUCCACACCUUCUGUAUCAAAGGGAUUGCUGUGGAAGGAGAUGGACCGUCAGACGAUCCUGCAAUGCGGCUUUUGGGCCUGCUUCCAAAAGAUGUCAUCAACUUGGAUUAUAUAGCAGCACAGCUUCUGCGCACGGCAUGGCUCAAGAAUCGGGGAAUGAUUGUCGAAUCAUGGCAUGUCGUCGCGCAAGCGACCAUGAAUGCGCAAGAGAUAGGUCUCCACCGCGACGACGGCAAACUAUACGCCAGUGAUGCAGAGAGUGCAUGUGAGGAGCUGUGGAACAUGGUGCUACGGCGUCGUCUGAUGGUGAACCUUUACCUCUGGGACAGUCAAAUGGGUAUGGUUUUGGGCAAGCCACUCAAUUUCAAGACCAAUGACUAUACCAUUGUUCCACCCACCGACUGCGACAUCCCAAGAAACCGCAAUUCCUCAGCCCCGUUCCAAAGAAGUGACUACGAGAAACCGAAUACAUUUACAGUGCGAUUGCUCGAGUACCAUAUACAUAAGCACCUCCCACAGAUCCGGGAAUUGGAGCUGGAAGGGCCGUAUCCGCGAGAUUAUGGCAAGGUGGAACGUCUACACCAAGGAGCCCUGGAGUAUAUCGCCAGCAUCCCCGCCAUUUACCGAUUCGAAAACCCAGACAGGUCCUUUGAUGGAGAGUUCCCGAUGCUGGCAUCACAACGGGAAUUCUUCUGUGCGACCAUUUGGCUCUUCAUCCUCCUGCUUCACCGGCCGUAUAUCUUUUCAAUCUCCAAGAGCCGCACCGAGAUCUUGAAAGCCGCCAUCCACAUGUUGGAUGCCCAGCAGCGAUUUUUCGACUCUCUAUCUCUCCAUCACUACAAAAUGUUCACACUCGCCUAUCUGAGCGUGGAGCCAUGCGUCUCGGUGUUGGCUGUCUUGAUUGCCUUUCCGCACGAAAAUGCACAGUUGGUCCCAGAAGCAUUCAGAUGCAUACGGGAGUCGCUUUUCAGACUGAAUACGAUCCGCAACACAAAUAAAGUUGCUGGCCAGGGUGCCGAUGUCAUUCAGAAUCUCCUCCUGCGAGCGGAGAAGAACCAACCAUCGCCGUUGCCGACUUCAAAGUCUAGCAGUCCGAGAUCAGACGCUCACUCAUCGGAACUAUUUGUAACGCCCGGCUCGCAUCCUGGCAUUUCACUUUAUCCUGUGGCAGGACAGCAGCAGCAACAACAACAACAACAACCACAACAACCUGCUUUAUUCUGCGGCAAUUCAUCCUUUGGCGAUAUGUCUGACUGGAGUACGCCCCUUCAGCAAACGCAGACAUCAGCCCCACCAGCCAGCUCCAGUUAUGCGUUCGAUGGGACCCCCUUUCGACCAGUCGCGGAUCUGACGUAUAAUGACCUGGCCAUUGUGCAGCCGUUUUCAAUGUCGGAAGAUAAUUUUGACGGCGGGCUUGGAACUGGAUUCGCUGACAGCGGCGUUGCGAGUGAGGUGGCGCAGCAAUUUCGUGGUGACUUUGGCGAGGGCUCGUUCUGGAGUUUCAUGAAUAGAGGAGGCACUACUUAA